Rotaria sp. Silwood2 is the source of this 642-nucleotide messenger RNA. Lineage: Eukaryota; Metazoa; Rotifera; Eurotatoria; Philodinida; Philodinidae. The record is from the annotation of a GenBank genome assembly.
AUGGGUUUUAUGAGAAGCACUGGUCUUGAACGUGUUUUACGUGAUUUACGUAUAUUUCGAAUAUUUGAAGGUGCCAAUGAUAUUCUUCGUUUAUUUAUUGCUUUAACCGGUUUUCAAUAUGUUGGUUUACAUUUACGUGAAUUACAAAAAGCAGUUAAAUAUUUUAAUUUUAAUAUUAUUGUUGGCGAAAGUUCCAAACGUUUACGUCGUGGUAUUGGUAUAACACCAGGUUCAAAUAUAAAUGAAUAUAUACAUUCAACACUUCAUCCAUCCGGUUUACUUUUAUCAAAAUCUAUUGAUUAUUUUGGUAUAGCUAUUGAACAAAUUCUUAUUAAAUAUGGUAAAACAAUUCGUGAUGAACAAUUUAUUACUCAUCGUAUUGGUGAUAUAACUAUUGAUUUAUAUUCAAUGGUAGCUUGUUUAUCACGUUGUACGCAAUCAUUUCAAAAUCAAAUACCAUCAGCUAUACAUGAAUCAAAUUUAGUAAGAAUUUGGUGUGAAGAAACUUACGAUAAAAUUAAGAAUAAUAUUAAUCUUAUUCAAAAUUCAGCUUUUAUUGAAAGAACAAGAUUAAUGACCGAAUUAUCUCGAGAAAUUGUUGAUAAAGAAUCAACUGUUCCUGUACAUCCAUUGGGUUUUUAA